CACGCGCGCACACGUGCGCAUACGCACACUCGCAGCUGAGCAUCAUUGAGAGGCAGCGGCAGCGAAAACGGUUCGGACGGGGAGGGCGACGAGGCUUUGACUUCGGAUUGCUUAGUCACAUUUUUACCGUGACCGGAGAGGAAGGAUGGCGCGGGUGGACGGGAAACACUGAGCGGCUCGGCCGGAGAAGACGCUGGGGAAGAAAGCAGGAGGGGGGUUACCGUAAAAAAAACUGGAUUAGAUGAUGCUCAUUUGCUGCAGGCCCCGCCAUCGUGAAAUUGGUUACCGACUUGCGGCGGAUGGGGUGACCGAGCUCGCUGCUCCGCCGGGGAGGUCCCAGCCUUCGGACGUUACCCGGGUGGGAGCUGCCUGUGCCCGGUUCUAAGGAAGGAAGGAGUGGCAAGAGGGGAAAAUGCAGACGGAGGAGGAGACGGCCACCGCAGAAGAGCCCAUUUUGGAGGAAGGGUCAGGACGAGAGCAGCGGCCGGUCCAGCAGUCUCUGGCGUCAUCCCUGUGUCGGGAGUCCCAUUGGAAGUGCCUCCUCCUGACCCUCCUCAUGUACGGCUGCUUCGCCACGCUCGCCUGGUGCGCUCUCUGUCGCGUGCCCGUUCUCGGCUCCUCCUCCUCCGUGCCUCUCGGUGCCGACGACGACGCCACCUCCGCCGCCUACUACAACGACAUCCUGCACCUGGAGAGCCCGUGCUCCAGCGGCUACGUCUACAUCCCCCUGGCCUUCCUGGCAAUGCUGUACGUGGUUUACCUGGUGGAGUGUUGGCACUGCUUCUCCAAGACGGCGAUGUUGGCUCAUGCUGAAUUCCAGGAAGUGUACGAGCGUGUGCAGAGACUUCAGCAGGCCACACCCUGCAUUUGGUGGAAGGCUAUCAGCUAUCACUACGUGAGGAGGACCAGACAGGUGACGAGAUACCGCAACGGAGAUGCAUAUACGACCACACAGGUCUACCAUGAGCGGGUGAACACACACGCCUCCAGUUCAGAGUUCGACUACGCCCGCUAUGGUGUCAAAGACGUAUCAAAGGAGCUGCUGGACCUGCAGCGGCACCCUGCUGUUCGCCUCCGCUUCACCAAGUGUUUCAGCUUCUCAAGUGCACGUGCAGAAGCUGCCUACCUCACCCAGCGAGCGCGCUUCUUCGGGGAGAACGAGGGGCUUGACGACUACAUGGAGGCCAGGGAGGGCAUGCACCUGAAGAACGUGGACUUCCGCGAACACAUCCUGGCGUUCCCAGAUCCCGCUCACCAGCCCUGGUUUUCUCGGCACAGGGUGUUCUGGCUGGCUUCUGCUUUCCUCCUGUCGUGGCCGCUGCGGGUCGUGUCAGAAUACCGCAUAGCGUAUGUACACUACCAUGUGGAGAAGCUGUUCGGGGAGGACGAGGAUGGUGGAGGAGGGCUAGGUCGAGGGGGAAGGGAGGAUGGGGUUGGGACUGAGAAUGGAAUCCACCCUGGGAUUGGUCUAAAUGGGACGAGUUACAGAGCCAUCUCUCGGGUCAACACGGUGGACAUGACAGAAUUGGAGUGGCACAUUCGCUGUAACCAACAGAUGGUCCCGAGCUACUCUGAAGCCCUCCUUAUGGACUUGGACAUGAAUGGGGGGACAAACCCCACCGCCUCGACGCCCAUCUCUGGGCCAGCAAGCUCUACCCCCAGCCAGGGGACCAACCCACUUCCUCUUGCUCUGCCUGUUGUGUUCAACUCGGCUUACCUCCUCCAGAGCUGCCCCCGAUGCCGGAGGACCACGUCGAGUUCCAGUCUUCCCUCCAGGCUAAGGGCCCCCAUGGGAACCACAGCCCUCCUGAACGCUACCGUGGCAGGCAUCAGGGCAGCAGGGCAGGGAGGCGGGGCUAUCGGGGGCAGGUUGGUGCUCAGUCGGAGUGGAUUCUCUCUCGGGAGACUUGGAGGAGGGCGCCAGAACAACCUGUUUCAUUCAAGAAGCAUGGGAGGGGGGCUGGGAGGAAGUAGGGAAGAUGGAGGAGGGGGAGGUAGUGGAGGAGGAGGUGGAGGAUUUCUUGGUUUAGGUUCAAGACAGGACAACGAGGAGACAAGAGGAGUGCUUGAGGGAGAAGGGGAUGACGACGAGGAAGAGGAGCAGCAGCAGGAGGAGGAGGUGAGGAGAAGGGAACAGGUAAGAGGGAGCAGAGAGGGGGAUGAAGAAACAGACCAAGACAGUGGAGGGGGUGGCGAGGUGAGAGAGGGCGACGGGGGAGGGAGGGAGCGUCCUCCAUCCUACCAGGACGCGUUCUUCUUUCCCGUCCUCAUCAUACACGGAGAGGAGAGCUGCCACGCCGGAGAUGACAUGUGACGAGCCGCAAAGCAAACAUGAAGAGCACGAAGGUCUGGGCAGAGGAUUGAGGGAGAUGAAAGAAGACAAAGAAAAGGAUGGAUCACAGAGGAAGCGGAUGAGAGAAAAUGAGAUACGAUGGAAAUGAGUGAUGAAUGAGAUGAGAACAGAAUGAGGUUGAAAGAAAAGCGUUUGUUGACGGCAUACCAACCACAGAAAGAUGAACGCAUAAAAAAAAAGAAAGCAUAGGAGGUAAGAACAGCUGUGUGACGGACAGGAUUACUAAGGAAAGUUUAGUGGUGGUGAUGGAUGGACGUAUGGUAGUCCAAAGGGAAAAGAGGGCAGGAGUGCAUAAUGUAAAAAAACACAUUGAUAAUACGGGUCUGAGAAUGUGAGCGAAGUCAAGAAAAUCCUUGUAAUUGUAGACUUUGGUACACAGAGACUGAGAGAGAGAGGGCGCCGAUCGGAUGCUUUGGAGGAACGGAAAGACUGAAAACACGGGAAUGUCUAUUUCCAGAUAUAUCUAUGCAAGAGCAGGAGUGGGAGGAGUAACAAGUCUAAAGAUAGCAGAUUGGAGAGCAGUGGAGAUGUUCCAAACCAGCUGAGUGGUAGUGGGUAUUUUUUUUCAAAAGAAACAGAGGUGGAGGAAUGGCAAAAAAAGAUUGUAUUUUGAAUGCUCGAAGCUUUGGUUUUGAUAAAAAUCCAAAUACAUAGAGGAAGACAAAUCAUACGGAUUAUUAAAUAGAUGAAAGGAGAAUUCCUAGAUUGGAUUUCAAGAAACCGAUCAGAUCACAAAGGAUUACAAAAUGCAAUGUAGAAAAGUAAAGCGAGAGAAACAAAGACAUGCUUUUGGCAAGGUAAAGACAAAUAAAAGGAGGAAAAUCCCCAAAUAUUGGAGCACAGAAACAACAGACAAAGAGAAGAAGUAGAAUACAAAACUGCCCAUGACGGACCAGAUUACACUAAAUCUUGUCUUCCAUCUGACGGAGAAUUCAUGCCGAAAACAAAACCGAGAUCAACUCAAGAGGAGCAGCAAUAAAAAAGACAACCCCCCCCCUCCCUCAGCAAUCCUGACCUUAUAUCUCAUCAGGGAAUCAAAAAAACAUUCCAAUAGUUUCCCAACGUAACUUUUUUUUCAGACGGGUCCCAAUGAGGUGUUUCUCAGGGCUUUGAAGAGUUCCGAUACAACUGCUCACAGCGUUCGGCCGGCAACCAUAACCGUAAAACAGAAAAAGCAUAUUCAUUGAUUUCCUUCCUCCUCUUCAUGCUGCCUUCCUCCUCACUUCACCAUUAGCUUCCGCACCACUCUCUGUCCAUUACUGAUAUGGAGUUGACAGAAAAAACCCCGUAAGAUGAAGGGCUUCCUCUCCUUCUCAGGCUCCUCUUUUCCCGAUGCUCCCGUCUGCUCUCCUCCCUCCAUUUUGUCACCUCCUCUGUUCUUCUCCUCCCUCUCUCACUUGUCUCUGCACUGAAAACCACAAGACACAGAGGUGUAACUCUGCUUUUUUAAAAGCACUACUAUUUAGACGCAACAUCUUUUUUUUUUUUUUUUUUUGCAAUUAGCACAUUUUGUGUUAUGAGUUAGAGGGCGUUGUACCGAAAUAGAUUCACCGCAUCCGUCAUUAACUUCUUCCUCCUCCAUUCUCUCUGCCAUCUUCUCUCAUCCGCUCCUCCCUCUCCUCCUUUUAAAGUGGUGGUUAUGUGAUACACCUCUCUCUCUGCUCCUCGGACCAGUUUUCAUCUCCGCUCACUCCACAUAGCUCAUCUCCUCUAGACGUGAGGUUUCUCCUCCAGGAUCACAUUUUAUACGUCUGAUAUUUCCCACGUUACUUCUAUGACCUCUCGCUGUGUUUGUGUACUGUAUUUAUUUACCCGAUGCACAUAGGAGCAAAAGAUGGAGACAGGAUUGGCCUUGUAAAGAUUUGGAAAGGUUGCCAACACAAAGUGAGAGUCAAAUGUUUAGCUGAUUUCCUCCAGUUAUGCCUGUGUAGUUGCGCUCUAGUUUUAAACAUUUGUACCCAAAGAUAGGCUUGCACAAUACGAAGAAAAAAAAACAGAAUAACCAGUAAACCUCCUCCCUCCAAUAUCAAUAUACUAUAUAUCAUAAUACUGUAUGUGUUUAGGCAUGAAAAACCACCUCGUUAUUUCAUUUAUGUCCAUAAUAUGGGACUGCAUGGGAAGGCAAGCUAGGCUCUGGCAUCCUCCUAAUAAAGAAAAGCAAGACACAAGAAGAAAUCAGACUUUAGAUUGCUUUGUGCGGAUGAUCCCAACGAUCGGCCCUGUGGUAGAAUACGUCUGGCCGUGAUUGUGCCAUGCUGCUGCCUCCUCCUCUUGAAGAAAUAAGUACCGGUGCUCUCUGAAACAUCACCUCGCCAUUUUAAAUGCGUAAAAGUUAGCCGGCGUAGAGAAGCAUGUAACUUUAAUAACAGCUGUUGUGCAGGAGCUGUGUAGCAAAUAUGCAGUGCCAAAAAAAAAGAAGCGGUGAUCCACGAUCAAUUGACACAGAUUUAGAUAAUUUCGACACAUGUAGACAAGAGUCCACAGGGAAUACCUCUGCAGGAUCAGUCCAGGGAGAGACAAUUUGCUUAGACAUCGGUGCAUAUAUUUUACAAAGCACACUUAACCUGCUACAGUAGCACGAAGCAGUUACAGUAGUUAGCGGAUCUUUUCCUAACCUUUCCUGCACAGCGCCCUCCACUUCAGCCACAUGUUGGAAUGUUGGAAGGGGUCUCUUCCCCCUCGUGUCUGCUUCACCUCGGACACGAUACUGAAAAGCACACUUACUGAAUGAGGUCGGGGUAGAAAUCGCCUAUGUGAGGAGAUUCCUGGAAAAAUAGAGCAAUAGAAAUGAUGAGGAGAUCCACAUGUUGAUGAAACGUACACACACAGAUAUGGAUAACGUGACGGGCAACAUCCGACCCGGAUUCAGCAGAGACGGCAGGAUAAAGUAGAGCAUGAGUGCUGACCUGGUUUGGUGGACGGGACACUCACACACACACACACUCACACACACCGAUUCUGGAUCACGGAUCUUCGCUAUCUUUGGGGGACAAGCUGAAGUGGGCACGAGCUAACGAAUGGACGGAAUAAUUAAUGGUAGAACAGCUGACGGAGAAGAUGAACAGCAACAAGGACAAGUGUUUCUAUGCGACUGGAGAAGUGGAACAUGACUUGCUUAAAACAGCCGACGAAAAGGAAGAAAAUGUGAGAUUUAAAUGACAAUUAUUUUUACAGCUAUUUAAUCGUUAUCUCGGACUUGUGGAUCAAAUCGUCUACAUUAAUGUCCCUUCACAAAAAGAAGCACUAAAACGCACUGACAACACUUCUGGGUUCAUUUGAUUGUGUUGCUUUCACACAUUGUCAACCACCGUUUGUUCUCUGUAUGUUUUGGUCUGCCACUUUGAAUUUGAAAUCACAUGUAGUGAGCUCCAAUUUCAAAUCUGAUUGCUUUUACAUUUCUGUCCAAAUAGAAAUAGAAAUUCAGUCUGUUAUUUGCUACUUUUAUAUCAUCUGCAUACUUGACUUUGUAAGCUUCAGAGAUUUCUCACGUCGUAGCUCUUUAUUUUUAUUUUAGUUUUUUUUCAUUUUUGUAAAACAAUGCUCUUGGCUUCCCAAUGAGCUUUGAUCAGCGAGCCUCCGGUUCUGAGUUGCGUAGGGCGCUUGGACCCAAUUUUACUCGCUUGCAAGUCUGGUGUAUGUAUUUAUUUCGACACAGACGAGCGUGUUUCACUCAUAUGUGAUGUCACUGGAUAAUUAUAACUGUGUUUUAUUAUCUCAGUGUGUCAAAAGUGUGUCCUCAGCCGCUUCAGCUGUGCCAAGAGAACUUUUGUGCCCAUGAUGUCUUACACAAACACACACACACUCAUGCGCGCUUGCAUGCUUAUUCACAGCAGUAAAGCAGCCAUUAUAACAGCUUAUUUUAGACUAGACAUAUACUCAUAGUAGCCCCUAACAUCCAGAGUCUUAACACAAACAUGCACACACACACACACACGCACUGUAAGCAUGGAGCUGUCCUGCUAUGUUGCCUUUGUGUCCGACGCUGCCAACUUUUCUGCUCAGGAUUUCAGUUUAUGCUGCAUUCCUGUGUCAACACAAGCUGUCUCACACACACAACAUCCAUCAUGCCAAAGCAAAAUAAUAAUAAAGCCUGAGCGUACACACAUGCACGUAGACAGUAGCAGCUGGGACAGGUUAGUCCACACAUUUACACAAGGUGACAAAAGGGGGUGGGUUUACUGAGGAGCAAAAACACAAGGUCGGCAGAAUGCACAGGUGCAGCUCGCGUAAAUCCACCCAGAAUGUGUCUUCUACGUUGUGGCGUGGCUAAACCUUGCAGGCUGGUGUUUUUGUCCACUCGGUUGCGACAAAGCCUUACGGAUCGUGACAGCGCAGAGCUGUGUGUGGUGCUGGAUUUAGAGGGCAAACUUAACAGUGAAUCAAACAGGGGUAGAAAGCAGCUGCAGUCCUCCUCUCUGUGGGGUUUAGCACGUUCCACAUCUGCACUGGUCACUGAUGGUUUAACGUCAUCUGUUCUUUGGCAGCCGAUAACAAAAAGCGCCCUCCUAUGACAUCACUGAUGGAGGUAACAAACCCAAAAGUGUAAACCCCCCCCCCCCCCCCAGAGAGCAGUGCAGGUCUAUGUGAUUGUGCAUUUAUCGUCACUGAUCAAUAUUGUCUUUUCUUUGUCAAUGUGACUGAAUGUUUCUGCAAAGCAAUGUUGCCGAUGUCCCUGCUUUGUGACUGGACUUUGUAGAUGUUCGCUAAGCAGCUUUCUGAACUUUAUAACCACGAGCACCGGGAGCUUCAGGCGUUAAAAUGACAGCACUGUUAGAGAAAAGGCGAUUUGCAUUUUGUGACUGAGCUUCCAUUUUCCCUGCAGAACUCAUUACCUGGCUGCGUUGCCCUAUAUGACACGGACCACAGCGGACGGUGUUUGGUUCGCGAUCAAUAUUCGCUAUUAUGAAAAAGGAGCCCACAUGCAGCUUUCUUUGAUUUCAGUGGGCACAUAUAGUUCUGCUCUCGUUUCCCACCUUUUCAUCAACAUCAUCACCUGACUAUCUUAUAAUAAUGCUUAUAGCAAUUACGACCGAUGUAUUGUUGUCAAUACUGUUACUGUUUCUCUUGUGGUCAUGGGAUGAGUCGAGCAGUCGUACCGAGUUUGUCACCACUGUACAAAUAACAUGUUUAGUGUUGGUUUGACGUGAAAUCACAUGAAUUCCAGUGGCAUUUUCCAGUUUUGAUUUUCAGAAGCACUUGACUGAAUCUAAUGUGGAUACUACGAACUAUCAGGUAACAAAUAGAUCCAUGGACUGUGUGUAACUCACAGUUAUUGUAAUUGACCAAAUGCAGAAUUCAGGUUGUUCUUUUGACUUCUGACCUCAGACACUUUAAUGUGAAUAUUUGUGUGCAUUGACGAGUCUUCCUCAGAACUGAAAACAGCAGCCGGGAUCACAGUCCGGUAUCAGCCGCGGGCACGUUAAGUGCUGCGCUUUUAUACAUAAUGAAACGUAGCAGUUUUCCAUUGUGCAACACUUGUGUUGUAGCUAUACUGAGCCUCGUAUCUGUGUGAUACAUGCAUCGCCGCCCUUUUGUUUCUGCACUGGAAUCACAAGCAGCUGUGUGCUGUCACAUAAUCCUUGAUAUAUGACUGUAUGUGUCAGUAGGAACUCUUCUGAGUCUAAGGCAAUACAUUAAUAACAGUAUAAUUAGCCUUCUGAUAUGCAGUGUCUGGGUCAGCACUAAUUCUAUGAUCGGGGUCAAGUUAUUUUCUUUGCUUUAAUUUGUGCCGUGUCACCUGACUGUUGAGUAUCUCCAUUGGACAGCAAAACCAUCAAAAGCGGCAUAGAUGGUAAAAACCGUGAGCCCUAUAGGUCGCUCAGUUCCGGUGAUGAUCACGUCACGCGACAUUUCCCGGAUGCUCAUUCUCUUUCCCGCUAAAUAUCUAAAUGCUGCUGGAUUACCUGUGAGCUGUCAAAACAAACGAGCUGUCACCACAAUUGUAGUUAUGUACAUGCAGCCUCUUGUGGAGUUCCAAACAAUAAUGUCACAUACAACGCGUUAUUGUCUUUACGCACAGUCGCGUGGAAAGCCAGGAAUGGGCUUUUCCGUUCAAGCACCGUCGAGCAAAAAAUGUCUAAGCUAAUUAAUAUGUAACUGAUAACGAGAUUGUCAAUAUCACACCGGAUUAUAGCUGUUGUCACUGGCCUAUUUAAGAGAGUGUAAUUAUUUCAUUUUGAGCGGAUGAUGACAGUGAAGGUAAUGGAGCUGGUGGCAAUAACACUGUUAACUGAUGCGGUCCUGGCGAUGAUGAUGAUGGCAAUUAAUUAACAUGGAAGAUACAAAUAAAGUCAAUCUGCUUGGUAUACCAGG
This is a messenger RNA of Anarrhichthys ocellatus (wolf-eel), 8665 nucleotides long. RefSeq names its product transmembrane protein 151A. Lineage: Eukaryota; Metazoa; Chordata; Actinopteri; Perciformes; Anarhichadidae. The record is from RefSeq and is a predicted model, not a curated record. The coding region runs from base 413 to 2314 and encodes 633 amino acids. The transcript is spliced from 6 exons.